UUGUGAUAACAAUGCUUCAAAAGGUAUAAAUAUUGGCGGAUUAGAAGGAAUUGCCAAGCCCAUUUUUGGCAUCAUUUCACCAUGGAAGCAACACGCUUUGUCUUUGCCCUGAUUUUUGGACUCCUGCUGAUCGGGGUAUGCAUGUCCCGUCCAGCCAAGAAAACGAACGUGCGACGUCAUAAAGCUCGCGAAUACGAGUUUAGUGCACCUAGCCAGGCAUGCGGGUUCCAAUGUAAUGAUGGGUCAUGUAUACCUGCUUAUUGGGAGUGUGACGGCAUUGUCGACUGCAGCAACAAAGAAGAUGAAGAUCACUGUGGCGGGUCGAAGUCCGUUCCAGCUUCCUAUGGGAUCGGCUGCCCACCCUGGAUGUUUGAAUGCUACGAUGGUACAUGUCUGCCUGAAUAUGUCAAGUGUAAUGGCUAUAACGAUUGCAGCUACGGAGAAGACGAGAACUGGUGCCCCUCUCCGACACCUAAAGGAUGCAACUCUUACCAGUUUACUUGUAAUGAUGGGUCUUGCAUACCAAGCUAUUGGCUUUGUGACGGCAUUGUCGAUUGCAGCAACCAUGAAGACGAAAUAGGAUGCGCUAAUAAGACCACAAAUGCACCUUAUCCACCUGACCCCGUCACAUCCAACUACGGCUGCCCACCAUGGAUGUUUGAAUGCUAUAAUGGUACAUGUCUGCCUGAAUAUGUCAAGUGUAAUGGCUAUAUCGAUUGCAGCUACGGAGAAGACGAGAACUGGUGCCCUAAUAAGACCACAAAUGCACCUUAUCCACCUGACCCCGUCACAUCCAACUACGGCUGCCCACCAUGGAUGUUUGAAUGCUAUAAUGGUACAUGUCUGCCUGAAUAUGUCAAGUGUAAUGGCUAUAUCGAUUGCAGCUACGGAGAAGACGAGAACUGGUGCCCCUCUCCGACACCUACUAAAGGAUGCAACUCUUACCAGUUUACUUGUAAUGAUGGGUCUUGCAUACCAAGCUAUUGGCUUUGUGACGGCAUUGUGGAUUGCAGCAACCAUGAAGACGAAAUAGGAUGCGCCAAUAAGACCACAAAUGCACCUUAUCCACCUAACCCCGUCACAUCCAACUACGGCUGCCCACCAUGGAUGUUUGAAUGCUAUAAUGGUACAUGUCUGCCUGAAUAUGUCAAGUGUAAUGGCUAUAUCGAUUGCAGCUACGGAGAAGACGAGAACUGGUGCCCCAAUAAGACCACAAAUGCACCUUAUCCACCUAACCCCGUCACAUCCAACUACGGCUGCCCACCAUGGAUGUUUGAAUGCUAUAAUGGUACAUGUCUGCCUGAAUAUGUCAAGUGUAAUGGCUAUAUCGAUUGCAGCUACGGAGAAGACGAGAACUGGUGCCCCAAUAAGACCACAAAUGCACCUUAUCCACCUAACCCCGUCACAUCCAACUACGGCUGCCCACCAUGGAUGUUUGAAUGCUAUAAUGGUACAUGUCUGCCUGAAUAUGUCAAGUGUAAUGGCUAUAUCGAUUGCAGCUACGGAGAAGACGAGAACUGGUGCCCCGGUCCGACACCCAUAUAUAGCCAAGGCUGCAACCCUGACCAGUUUACUUGCGAUGAUGGAAAAUGCAUACCAAGUUAUUGGAAAUGUGACGGCAUUGUCGAUUGCAGCAACAAAGAAGAUGAAACUGGAUGCGGUAACAAAACCACAGGAAGUCCUUCCUACGAGCCUUCUUAUUACGUCACACCCGACUACGGCUGCCCACCAUGGAUGUUUGAAUGCUAUAAUGGUACAUGUCUGCCUGAAUAUGUCAAGUGUAAUGGCUAUAUCGAUUGCAGCUACGGAGAAGACGAGUACGGGUGCAAUGAAAUGAGCUGGUUGGAGAGAGCAACAAAACGUAAAUCAACGAAACGCGCCCGAAGAUCUGGCCAGCCCCAGAGAACACACCGCAAGUAAACCAAUGUUGUGAACGAAGGACGAAUAACGGAGUGCAACCUGACGGACUGGAAUUGAGUGAGACCAGUCCACGACAGGAUUUAAUUUCUUUAAAGACAACGUAGAUAAGAAAAAAAUGCCUUCAUUAAUAUUGGAACUCAAUCCCUCAAUUUUGCCAAAAAUUGAUUCCAUGUAAUAAUUGCUUCUCAAUACUCUGUUGUUUUAAUCAAAUUUUAUUUUAAUGAAACUGAGAAACGUGUACACGCUUGUUGGGAGAUUCGAAAGCUGUUCAAUUUUUUUGACAAAAAAGUGUCAAGGUCACUCUGAGGGUACUAUCUGAUUCUACAUUUAAAACGUAUAAGAAAAAAUGCCUUCAUUAACAUUGGAACAACAAUCUCUCAAUUUUGCCAAAAAUUGAUUCCAUGUAAAAUUUGCUUCUCAAUACUCUGCUGUUUUAAUCAAAUUUUAUUUAAAUGAAACUGUGUUUUAUGGUGGUUCAAACGACAAAGUAAUAAUGAGAAUUGUGUACACGCUUGUUGGGAGAUACGAAAGAUGUUCAUUUUUUUGACAAAAAAGUGUUCAAGGUCACUCAGAGGGUA
Patiria miniata (bat star) is the source of this 2498-nucleotide messenger RNA. RefSeq names its product sortilin-related receptor-like. Gene Ontology annotation, molecular function: protein binding. Lineage: Eukaryota; Metazoa; Echinodermata; Asteroidea; Valvatida; Asterinidae. The record is from RefSeq and is a predicted model, not a curated record. Gene Ontology annotation, cellular component: plasma membrane. The coding region runs from base 82 to 1920 and encodes 612 amino acids. The transcript has 15 exons.